AAUUCUUUUUAGAAACUCUCAAGUCUCCAAGUCUCAAACAGAGGCGGGGGGGUUUAUGCUGCUUUGAUGCGAGCUUCUCUUGGAAAGUGUCUAGUGAAAACCAAUAGAACGAAAGGCCAAAGCUUUGACAUAUUUCGCUCUUAUAAUAUGUAUGCCCCGUAAUCUUUGCCAGGAUAAGGUCAUAAAUUUCGAUGGUUAAGAGUUGCAGUCCAGAUGUUCGAUGUUUUGUCUGAGUGAACAAGUGGUUGUGGAACUUGUAUCGAGUAAUCAAGUUUUUGUUAUAUACAUUCAAGAGCUCCAAUAAAGGUUGAAUUGAUAACCUACACGAAUGUUAUGCCACCUCGAAGCAUCAGAAAUUAGUAAAUAUGUGGUCACGUUGCAAGAACCCUCUUCAUUAUUUGGAGGCUUUACAAAAUUGCUCAAAAUCACCAUGGAUUCUCCAGAUUUCAAGAUUUUCAGAUACCCCUUUCAAAAAACCAAAGCUUGCACCCCUACAGGAGCGUAGAAUGAUAGACUGUCGCAGGCUGUGGGCUAAAGGAGGAGAUGGCGGCAAUGGUUGCUUUAGCUUCCACCGGAGCCGCCAUGACCGCCGUGGCAGACCUGAUGGUGGCAAUGGUGGAAGAGGUGGAGAUGUGAUACUAGAAUGUUCACCAACAAUAUGGGAUUUGAGCAGCCUACAACAUCACAUUAAUGCAAAGAAAGGGGGACAUGGAGCUUCAAAAAACAUGAUAGGAAGCCGAGGAGAUGACAAGGUUGUUCUAGUACCUGUUGGCACUGUACUUCAUCUUGUUGAAGGUGAGAUGCCAUCUGUAGUUCAAAAGGUACAAUCUACACCUUUGAACCCUUGGGAGAUUCCCGAUAAUACCCUCGAGUCUACCCAAAAUGCCACAUGUCAGCAAUCCAAUGGAAGUGCCAUUGAGAUAGAAAAACCAAAGGAUUCAGAAACCUUCAGUUUUUGGAAUCAAGAAACUAUCAACACAUGGGAAGCUCGAGUGACCAACAAUGGUGGAUCUGAAGAAACAAUGGAAGAAAUUGAAAAAGAAGAAGAAGAAGAAGAAGAAGAAGAAGAACAUAUUGAAUACAACAUUGCUGAGUUGACCGAACCCGGUCAACGCAUAAUCAUUGCUCAUGGUGGAAUUGGUGGUUUAGGCAACAUCUCUCUCUCAAAACCUUUUAAAAAUUCCAAGAAAGAUGAAAAAGUCAACAACUUUGACUUUCAAGAAAACGAAAUCGACAACCCGUCACACACAAACGGGUCGCCCGGGUCCGAAUCCGUUUUAAUACUCGAACUCAAAAGCAUUGCUGACGUGGGUCUUGUGGGGAUGCCAAACGCGGGUAAAAGUACACUUUUAGGAGCUUUAUCAAAAGCCCAACCCAAAAUAGGGCAUUACGCGUUCACAACUUUGAGACCUAAUUUAGGAAAUUUAACUUAUGAUGACCUGUCAAUCACUGUGGCUGAUAUUCCCGGGCUUAUAAAAGGGGCCCACGAAAACCGUGGACUCGGGCAUGCUUUUUUGAGACAUAUAGAACGGACUAGGGUUCUUGCUUAUGUUCUUGACUUAAGUGCGGGGUUAGAUGGUAGAAAAGGGGUCCCACCAUGGGAGCAGUUGAGGGAUUUGAUAAUGGAGCUUGAGUUUUACCAUGAGGGUUUGUCGGGUCGACCCGCAUUGAUUGUGGCUAAUAAGAUUGAUGAGAUUGGGGCUAGUGAAGUGUAUGAUGAGUUGAGAAGAAGGGUGAGUGGUGUGAAGAUGUUUCCGGUUUGUGCUGUUCUUGAAGAAGGUGUUGGAGAGUUGAAAGAUGGGCUUAGGAUGCUUGUGAGUGGUGAGGAGUUGAGUGGAGUGAUAUUGGAUGAGAUUGAUGUUGACUAGAAUGUGGGCCCCAUCCACGGGUUGUGCCAUUUUUCAUCUUGUUGCAUAAAUUGAUUCGUGUAAUGUCACGGCAUGUUACAUGACAUGUCACUGAUAAUGAGUUAACUUAUGCCAAGUCAUCAACAAUCAUGUCUUAAUUUUGUUGUUAAACAUAUUUGCAACAAAGUUGAGUGACCCAAGU
This is a messenger RNA of Lactuca virosa, 2049 nucleotides long. NCBI's taxonomy places the organism in Eukaryota, Viridiplantae, Streptophyta, Magnoliopsida, Asterales, Asteraceae. The record is from the annotation of a GenBank genome assembly.